UUUUCAGAUAUGUACAACAGAAGAUGAAUGCAGAUUCGGCAGAGUAAGUGAGCUAUUUGUGUAUGAAAAAUUCAGUAGAGUUCCUGCAGAAACUGUUGAAGCUGGAGAUAUCUGUGCUGUGUGUGGUAUUGAUGAUAUUCAGAUUGGAGAGACUAUCGCUGACAAAAGCGAGGGAAAACCAUUACCUGCAAUCAAGGUUGAAGAACCUACAGUGAAAAUGUCAUUUUCAGUCAAUACCUCCCCUUUUGUUGGCCGCGAGGGGAAGUAUGUCACUAGCCGAAACCUAAGAGACAGGUUGUACCGUGAGCUGGAAAGAAAUCUGGCAAUGAAAGUUGAAGAUGGUGAAACUGCAGAUACAUUCAUUGUCAGUGGACGUGGUACUCUGCAUAUCACCAUACUGAUAGAGAACAUGCGAAGGGAAGGAUAUGAGUUCAUGGUGGGACCUCCCAAAGUGAUAAAUAAGAAAGAGGGUGACAAGUUGCUGGAACCUUAUGAGAUUGCUACUGUUGAGGUUCCUGAGGAACACAUGGGGUCUGUGGUUGAACUUCUGGGGAGAAGGCGUGGGCAAAUGAUUGAUAUGCAAGGGCUUGGGUCUGAAGGGACAACUUUGCUCAAAUAUAAAAUACCAACCCGAGGUCUUCUUGGAUUGCGGAAUUCAAUCUUGACAGCUUCUAGAGGCACAGCAAUUCUCAACACAAUAUUUGAUAGCUAUGGACCAUGGGGCGGUGAUAUUUCCACUCGUGAUCUAGGUUCACUGGUUGCAUUCGAGGACGGAACGAGUACAUCCUAUGCUCUCAUGAGUUCUCAGGAUAGAGGGCAGUUGUUUAUUGGCCCUGGAGUGGAUGUUUAUAAAGGUCAAAUAGUUGGUAUUCACCAACGGCCAGGUGACCUUGCCUUGAAUGUCUGCAAGAAAAAGGCUGCGACAAAUGUUCGUUCAAACAAAGAAGUAACAGUGGUUCUUGAUACUCCACUAGAUUAUAGUCUGGAUGAUUGCAUAGAGUACAUUCAAGAAGACGAGCUUGUUGAAGUUACUCCGUCAAGUAUACGGAUGUUGAAAAACCCGAAGUCUGCCAAAAAGACGCGAUGAAGGUUUACAUAGAACGAGGCUAAGAGAGCGAUGAAGUACACAUGGUACGAGCCAAUAUAUAUUUCAUCCCAGCUCCUUAAUUCAUUCCAAAGGACCUCUCUUUUGGAUAGAACAUUCCGCGAUUUUUAACAUGUUGAUUAUUUUCAACAUGUGAAGUAAACUUUUGGUUAAUGCAGAGCUAUACAACAUUCAAAGCCUCCAAUACAAUAGGUUGAGCCUUUUGGUAGUUGGAUUUGAUUAGGCAUACAAAGGUGGUGUAGUAUAUUAUUUCUCACAAUUUGUAUAGAUGACUGAUGAUACAAUAGAGAGCAUGUAUCCAAAAGCUGCAAAACAAUAUGCAAUAUUUGAUUGUUUGCUAUUGUAACUACUACAGACUUCUCAAAUUCCAUGUUUUUGAAAACAUCUACUUGGUAGGCUGCUCACUAUUUAUUCCACAUGUAACUCAAAAGUAUGAUUUUGUA
This is a messenger RNA of Nicotiana tabacum (common tobacco), 1548 nucleotides long. The record is from RefSeq and is a predicted model, not a curated record. NCBI's taxonomy places the organism in Eukaryota, Viridiplantae, Streptophyta, Magnoliopsida, Solanales, Solanaceae.